This is a messenger RNA of Strigops habroptila (Kakapo), 3230 nucleotides long. It is a transcript of the gene COG4, whose product is annotated as component of oligomeric golgi complex 4. The transcript has 20 exons. Bases 211 to 2643 code for a protein of 810 amino acids. The record is from RefSeq and is a predicted model, not a curated record. Lineage: Eukaryota; Metazoa; Chordata; Aves; Psittaciformes; Psittacidae.
CGCGCGCGCCGUGUGGCUGCCCGAAGUGCAGCCUGAAUGGUCGCGUAGCGAUGGCGGCCGCUACCUGUAGAAAGAGCCUCCCAAAAAAAAAAAAAUACAGCCACGAUCUUGUACAGAGAAACGGGGCAGCGUGAUUCUGCUGCGCUGCCAGGCGGAUCCGAGCGGCUGUAAACGCUCAGGCACCGCUAAGAGCAGCCCCGGCUGAGCCUGAUGUGGCAUCGACCGCGCCAGCUGCACCCUAAGAUGGCGGCGGCCACGGCGUCGGGCCCGAGGAGGGAGGGAGGUGGCGCGGCCGCCUCAGCGCUGAGCAUGGAGCGGAUUCAGUCGCUCACCGACCUGGCAGAGCUGGAGGCCGCAUACAGCCGGCUCUGUGAGGAGGAGAAAGUCGUGCAGGAAGAGCUGGAUGCCCUCCUGGAGCAGCAAAGUACUAUAGAGAACAAGAUGGUUGCACUUCAUCGCAUGGGCCCUAACUUGCAGCUCAUCGAGGGGGAUGCCCAGCAGUUGGCAGGGAUGAUCACCUUCACCUGUAACCUGGCUGAGAAUGUUAGCAGUAAAGUCCGCCAGCUCGACCUGGCCAAGAAUCGACUCUAUCAGGCCAUUCAGAGAGCUGAUGACAUCCUUGACCUGAAGUUCUGCAUGGAUGGAGUUCAAACAGCCCUGCGAAAUGAAGAUUAUGAACAAGCAGCAGCUCAUAUCCAUCGUUAUCUGUCUCUGGACAAAUCAGUGAUUGAGCUCAGUCGUCAGGGCAAGGAAGGGGGCAUAAUUGAUGCCAACCUGAAGCUCUUGCAGGAAGCAGAACAGCGCCUGAAGACAAUUGUCACAGAGAAGUUCGAUACAGCUAUGAAGCAGGGAGACCUGCCCCAGGUGGAACGGUUCUUCAAGAUCUUUCCUCUGCUAGGCUUACAUGAAGAGGGGCUGAGCAAGUUCUCAGAGUACCUCUGCAAGCAGGUGGCCAACAAAGCAGAAGAGAACCUGCAGCUGGUGAUGGGGACGGAUAUGAGUGACCGUCGAGCUGCUGUCAUCUUUGCGGACACGCUGACACUCCUCUUUGAAGGGAUUGCUCGCAUUGUGGAGACCCACCAGCCCAUUGUGGAGACCUACUAUGGGCCAGGGAGGCUCUACACCCUCAUCAAGCACCUGCAAGUGGAGUGCGACAGACAGGUUGAGAAAGUGGUGGACAAGUUCAUCAAAGAGAGGGACUAUCACAGGCAGUUCCAGCAAGUUCAAAAUAGCAUGAUGAGAAGUUCUUCUGCAGAGAAGAUUGAACCAAGGGAACUUGACCCUAUUUUAACAGAAGUCACUCUGAUGAAUGCCCGCAGUGAGCUCUACUUGAGGUUCAUCAAGAGACGAAUAAUAGCUGAUUUUGAGGUGGGAGACUCCAUGGCCUCAGAGGAGGUAAAGCAAGAGCAUCAAAAAUACUUGGACAAGCUCCUCAACAACUGUCUGUUGAGCCGCACCAUGCAAGAGCUCAUUGGCUACUACAUCACCAUGGAGGAAUACUUCAUGAGGGAGACAGUCAACAAGACACAGAUCUUCCAGCACUAUGGGCUACUGAAAACUAGGAUGAGUUUUGCCAGCCCACUAACGGCUGUUGCCAUGGACAGCUACGAGAAGGGCCAGCUCACCUCCAGCAUGGUGGAUGAUGUGUUUUAUAUAGUGAAGAAGUGCAUUGGACGUGCUCUGUCCAGCUCCAGCAUAGACUGUCUCUGUGCCAUGAUCAACCACUCCACCACCGAGCUGGAAUCUGACUUCAGGGAGGUUCUGUACAACAAGCUGAAGCAGGGCUUUCCAGCCACGACCUUCCAGGAUUUCCAGAGAGGGGUGACCAGUGCCGUGAACAUCAUGCACAGCAGCUUGCAGCAGGGCAAGUUCGAUACCAAAGGCAUUGAAAGCACCGAUGAGGCAAAGCAGUCCUUUCUGGUGACCUUAAACAAUGUGGAAGUCUGCAGCGAAAACAUCAUGACCCUAAAGAAGACUUUGGAGAGUGACUGCAGCAAACUGCUUAGCCAAGGCUUCGGGGGUGAGCAAGCGCAGGCCAAGAUUGACAGCUGCCUCUCUGACAUGGCUGCUGUCUCCAACAAAUUCCGUGACCUGCUGCAGGAAGGUCUCAAUGAGCUGAACAGCACAGCCAUCAAACCACAGGUGAAGCCCUGGAUCAAUCUGUUCCUCUCCGUCUCCCACAACAUCGAGGAGGAGGAGUUCAGCGACUAUGAGGCUAAUGAUCCCUGGGUCCAGCAGUUCAUCCUCAAUCUGGAACAGCAGAUGACAGAGUUCAAGGCUGGACUGUCUCCAGUGAUUUACGAUACCCUCACUGGUCUUAUGACCAGUCUCAUAGCUAUUGAACUGGAGAAAGUGCUGCUCAAAUCCACCUUCAGCAGGCUCGGUGGUCUGCAGUUUGACAAGGAACUGAGGUCCCUCAUAGCCUAUCUCACCACAGUCACCACCUGGACUAUCCGCGACAAGUUUGCCCGGCUUUCCCAGAUGGCCACCAUCCUCAACCUGGAAAGGGUGACAGAGAUUCUGGAUUACUGGGGCCCGAACUCGGGCCCACUGACUUGGCGGCUCACUCCUGCCGAGGUCCGGCAGGUGCUGGCUCUCCGGAUUGACUUCCGCAGCGAGGACAUCAAGCGCCUGCGCCUGUAGCUGGGCAGGGGGUAACAGCAGGAAGGAUGCAGCCUGGCUGAUGGACAGUGUGGGGAUGGGAUGCUGUGUGCCCUUCUGCUCGUGUUCCUUGGAGCAAAGGGCUUUCUUGGGCUGGGGAAGAAUAGCCACCAUCCUUCUGUGGGAGCAGAAACAAGGCAGCAGUCUCUCACGUAGAGAGCAGUGUGAUGCUAUUUCUCAAGACAUGAGCUAGUUGCAGGGACCAGCUUGUGCCAGCUCCCGGCUCCCUUCUGCUGCGCUGUGGGAGGAGGCAGGUCAGGGAAUUUGGGGCUGUUGUAGAGUGGUUCAGACAUGGGGCUGCACAGAGUGCUCUGGCUGUGCUACUGGCCACAGCUGGGUUCCUUCCGUGCCACCAGUUUAAGGGUCAGCUACUGGAGUCCUGCACAUCUUGAGCCCUGGCUCUCUCCCGCUGGUGAUGGAGACUGUUCUGGAAUGAUUUCCUUAGGGGGAGGGUGCUUGGAAAAUCCCUAGAAAGCCACUGUAGGAAGCAGGGCUGUGUCUGUGCUGACUUGCUGUGCCCUGGACAGCUACUCUGUAAAUAAACCUCACCUGGUUGAGCAGCAACAUCA